AUGUCGUUGACUUUCGGUCGGCAGCGUGGUUACCAUACGUUUUCAAACACCGACACGUGCUUCGCGCCAAUCAUUUUGGGUCGCGCGUGUUUUUUUUCCGCGUGGCGCCCAGUGAGGACGGCGAGCGCGCUAGACAACUGGCAAAUACGCUACUCGGCGCCAAAGAUGGAGGAGGUCAUCAUCAGGAGCGCGCAUCGGCGUUGA
Micromonas commoda is the source of this 204-nucleotide messenger RNA. RefSeq lists its product with no specific name. The coding region runs from base 1 to 204 and encodes 67 amino acids. NCBI's taxonomy places the organism in Eukaryota, Viridiplantae, Chlorophyta, Mamiellophyceae, Mamiellales, Mamiellaceae. The transcript has a single exon. The record is from RefSeq and is a predicted model, not a curated record.